AAGCAACGCCCCCUCUCUAAAAACGGCGGCCUCUCAUCAUGGCCAAAUCGUCCUCCUCCGCCCCUUCCCCCCAAAUCCAUCCAAAAUUGAACCCAAAGAUUCCUCCUGAGAAGCAAAGCGGGUUGAAAUCUAGUCCCGAAGCUUGCCCCGGCGAAGCAGAACCCAACUGAAGCUGCACGGCACGCCGUGAUGGGGAUCCCCGUCCGGUCUCUCCUCGUCGCCACGCUCGUCCUCAAUUCGAUCGCUUUGCACGUCGCGGCCAAAACCCUAGAUCCCUACAAGGUUCUUGGAGUUGACAAGAAUGCCAGCCAACGAGAUAUUCAGAAAGCCUUUCACAAGCUUUCCCUAAAAUAUCAUCCUGACAAGAACAAAGGCAAGGGUGCGCAGGGAAAAUUUGAAGAAAUAAACAAUGCGUACGAGAUUCUGUCUGAUGAAGAGAAGAGGAAAAACUAUGACCUGUACGGAGAUGAGAAGGGUAACCCAGGAUUUGAUGGUGGAAAUGUUGGGAAUCGUGAGGGUUAUACAUACUUCACUGGUGGUGGCCCCAAAACCAGCUAUUUCUCAUCUGGUGAUGGAUGGCACACAAUGGGUGGUCAGGGAAAUACAAAAACAUUUUCCUUUUCAUUUGGUGGUAACCCUGGGGCCGGCGGUGGAAACCCAUUUGGUUUUGAUUUUGGUGAUGUUUUCUCCAACAUUUUUGGUGGUGGAUCAAUGGGAGGUAGCCAGCAUGGUGGAUCAGGUGGCUCGGCCAGAGCUAAUACAGAAACUUCUGGUCAGCAUUCUAGCACUAUCAAGAUGCAGGAUGUCACCACACAGGUUUUCAAUAAAGAAAUAGCUGAUCAAGGAAUUACUUGGCUUCUGUUGUUUUAUACACCUCAGUCAAAAGGUCAAUUUGUGCUAGAAAGUGUCAUGCAUGAUGUGGCCCAUUCAUUGGAUGGUGCUCUGAGGGCUGGUAAGGUCAACUGCGAUAAUGAAAAAGCUCUUUGCAAAAAGGCUGGUGUUUCAUUAGGAAAAUCAGCCCGCCUCUUCAUUUAUUCGUAUGCCACUACAGAGAAAGGAUCUUUGCAUGAGUAUUCUGGAGAACAUGAUGCUAAGAGCUUGAAGACAUUUUGUAAAGAACACCUGCCAAGAUUCUCCAGACGGGUAGAUAUUAACCAAUUCAGCUUCCCUUCAAAUGUCCUACCAAAUCUUCCUCAAGUGCUCCUACUUUCAACUAAGAAGGACACACCAGCAAUGUGGCAUGCUGUCAGUGGGAUGUUCCGCAAUCGGUUAAUUUUUUAUGAUGCAGAGGUUCAUGAUGUUUCCCUUCCGCUGCUCAAAAGCCUUGGCGUCAAGAAUCUUCCAGCUCUGAUUGGUCGAACUGUUAAUGGUGAGGAGCACCUUCUGAAGGAUGGUAUUUCAGUGAAAGAUCUCAGAUCCGGUAUCAAAGAAUUGAAGACUCUGCUAGAUAGUUUUGAGAAAAAGAAUAAGAAGCUGGCAUCGAAUCAAGCUCAUAAGAAAUCUUCUCAGAUGAGUCACCGGGAAAAAAACAAAGUUCCUCUCCUCACAGCUUCCAAUUUUGAAGAAAUCUGUGGAGAGAAGACUUCAGUAUGUAUCAUUGGUGUUUUUGGAUCAAACAAAGCCAAGGGACAGCUUGAAGCAGUCCUGUCUGAGAUAUCUAAGAAGACUCUGAUCAGGGGCCAGAACUACAACUCCGGAAACACAGUCUCCUACGUUUUGUUGGACAGGAACAAGCAAUCCGCAUUCCUGUCAUCGUUUGACAAGUCGGGAUACAAGUCAUCUGAUAAGCUUCUCCUUGCCUACAAGCCUCGCCGGGGGAGGUUCGCUGUGUACAACGACGAGGUGACACUGGAAGAAGCCGAAAGGUUCGUGGGCUCCGUUUUGAAUGGAGACGUUCAGCUGUCAGCGACCAAACAGAAGCCUGUCCUUUAGGCAGACGCAGCUAUUGCACAUUUUACAGGAAUUUUAGUUCUAACCGUGUACGCAUUAUCCGGAAAGUAUGUACAUAGCUGAACGAAGAGAGUAAAAUGUAUAGUUGUUGGACGGUUUUGUCGUUCCGUAAUCCAGAAUUACUGACAUAUCUCCCCAACACCCCCUGCCAAUGUAAAUGUGCGGAUGUUACAGUCCUGUUAAGACGUGGAAUAUACAGUCGACUUUUGCUA
Messenger RNA from Phragmites australis (common reed), 2162 nucleotides. Its product is annotated as dnaJ protein ERDJ3A-like. The transcript has 7 exons. The coding region runs from base 190 to 1932 and encodes 580 amino acids. The record is from RefSeq and is a predicted model, not a curated record. NCBI's taxonomy places the organism in Eukaryota, Viridiplantae, Streptophyta, Magnoliopsida, Poales, Poaceae.